AUACUUUGCCUAUUUACAGUACAACUUCUUCGAGAGAUCAAGCGAAGAAGAAGAAGAAGAAUAAGGAGGAAGAAGAAGGGGAAAAAAUGGGAAAAAAAUGAUGGGUUUUUUUCUUUGACCUUUCAGUUUUCCAUAUCUUCUCUCUUCCCUCUCCUUAAAAAAAUAAAAAUGGAAGCAGACGGUGGUGGAGUACUCCCCAUACCCUCUCAGACCGCUUCAUUUCCGCCCCAUGAUGAUGAUCGUCCUGAUUUUUCACCUGUUGGGUCGCCGGAGUCUCACUUUAUUGACGAUCUUUCUCAGCCGCCUGAUCAACUCCAUGCCCAAGUCACCGCUACUGUACUCACCGAUGAUCUUCGUAACAAGAUCGUUAAGCAGGUUGAGUAUUACUUCAGCGAUGAAAAUUUGCCUACUGACAAGUUUCUGUUGAAGUAUGUGACUAGAGACAAGGAAGGAUUUGUCCCUGUGAAAGUAAUUGCCUCUUUUAGAAAAGUUAAGAAGCUUACGAAGGAGACAUCAAUAAUAGCAGCUGCACUUGGGGAAUCUUCUCUGCUUGUUGUAAGCCGUGAUGGGAGAAAGGUGAAGCGACUUCAUCCUCUUCCAUUAAGUGAUAUUAAAGAUCCCAAGGUUUGUACUGUAUUGGUGGAAAAUUUACCUGAGGAUCAUUCAGUGAAUAACCUUCGAAGCAUAUUUGGCCAGGCUGGAAAUGUGAAGCAUAUUACCAUUCGUGAUCCACACACUGAAAGAGAUCCCAGAAAAUGCACAACUGCAGAGAAGCUGCUCAGUGGCAAGUUGCAUGCUCUUGUGGAAUAUAACACAGUGGAAGCUGCUGAAAAAGCUGUGACCAUUUUGAAUGAUGAACAGGAUUGGAGAUUUGGCUUGCGAGUCAAGCUUCUCAAGAAAAUAAACAAGCCUGGCCAAAGUAAGAAAGGUUGGAGAGAUCCAGAUUUUGAUAGGAAUAACAAUAUCCAAGCAUCUGAUCUGGCAGUUAAUGAGGAAAACAAUUCAAGUGAGCAUCGCGUUGAUUCACAAGACGAAGAGGAGGAUGACCAUCUAUUGAAGGAGACCAUUGGGGAGCAUGCACAAAAGGAGAAAAAUGGGCCCAGGGUGCCAACCAGAAGUCGAGGCCGUGGAAGGAGAAACAAGCGUGGCACAAAUGGACAUGGCCAUGGAGCUACUUCUUCCACUCAUUUGGUUGAACCAUCAAAACCUCCUCCUGGUCCAAGAAUGCCUGAUGGAACCAGAGGAUUUGCUAUGGGAAGAGGCCGACCUCUUUCUUCAUCUCCAAGCUAAUGAUGUUUUGUUAAAUGUGUCUUACUGCAAAUAUAAUCUAUGUUUUGAGGAUUGUGUUGCUAUGUAUUCAAUGUGAAAAAUGCUUGGAUGAUGAAUUUCAAUGGUUAGUGCUUCGAAUUUGCAAAUGUACUCCUGUGUUAUAGAAUUGUGGGUUCCUGGAGACAGAGGUAUAUAACAUUGUACUUUUGUGCCAUUAUGUUAUUAAAGACUAUUUUU
Molecule: messenger RNA, 1506 nt
Organism: Solanum stenotomum
Lineage: Eukaryota; Viridiplantae; Streptophyta; Magnoliopsida; Solanales; Solanaceae
Product: la-related protein 6A
Exons: 11
Coding region: 169-1290 (373 amino acids)
Biological process (GO): RNA processing
Cellular component (GO): nucleus
Molecular function (GO): mRNA binding
Source: RefSeq, a predicted model, not a curated record